Yamadazyma jaroonii is the source of this 1992-nucleotide messenger RNA. The record is from the annotation of a GenBank genome assembly. Lineage: Eukaryota; Fungi; Ascomycota; Pichiomycetes; Serinales; Debaryomycetaceae.
AUGAGUCAAAGAUCUAAUAGUUUACCUGAAAUAGGUAAACCGAAGUCUUCUAAUAAACCACAAAUCAUAUUUAUUCAUAAGUUAUAUGAUAUGUUAUUAGAUUCUAAUUUGAACCAUCUAAUUUGGUGGAGUAAGAGUGGUGAUUCUUUCUUUAUUAUCCCUAAUGAAGAAUUUUCAAAAGUAUUAUCAUUCUUCUUUAAACAUACCAAUAUAGCUAGUUUUAUAAGACAGCUAAAUAUGUAUGGAUUCCACAAAGUUAAUGAUUUAAAAGAUGAUAAAAAAGAUGAUAAAGAAAUUGAUAGAGAUGAUAGAGAUAAUGGCGAUAAUAAUGUAAAUAUUGAUAAAUCAAAAGAUUAUGAAACAAACCAUUUCAGGUUUGAUAAAUCAAAUGAGAGUAGUCCUUUAAAAAAUGUCGAUAGAAUAGUAAAUGAUGAAAUAAAGGAAGAAAUUGAAACUGAUGAUCAAGAACCCGAAAAGGAGAAAGAUCUCAAAGAUAAAGAUGAAAAGGAUAAGAUAGUAAAAUGGGAAUUCAAGCAUAGUAAUGGACAAUUCAAAAGAGGCGAUAUAGAGAGCUUGAAGUUAAUCAAACGUAGAAGUUCAAAGAACAUCACCAAAGAAAUAUUGAUCAGUAAUAAUAAUUACUCUCCUCAAAGCAAUUUAAGUUUGAAUCAACCCACCAAUAAUUUGGCUCCAACAACCCCAUCAAGUCAGAGUAAUUCAAGGUCAACUUCCAAUGCAGGUCUCAAUUUCCAAAAUUUAUCAAAUGGCCCCCCUCCUUUACCAACGAAUAGUUCUAAUGCUUCAUCUCAAAUUGAUGAUAUUUCAAGUUACCAUCAAAAUCUUGUCAACAAUCAAAUAAACUUACAAAAUUCUAUUUCCAUUGAUAAAUAUCUCGAAUUAUUGAAUAAUUUUAACAAUUUGAAGUACGAACUAUCCAAUUUAUUGAAUAAAUUUGAUUAUUUCUUGAAUGAUUAUAAGUUCAGCCAGAAGAACCUUAUAAAAUUGAUCGAAAUUUUACAAUCAAACAAUUUGAACGAUUUGAAUAACUUCAAAAAUUCAUUGAUUUCAAAUUUGAAUGAAUCCAUCAUCGUGAAUGAGGGUUUUUUAAAAGGAGGGGUCAAUUAUUACCCUUUAAAUCCUUAUUAUAGUUUAAGGGCAUCUCAUGGUAAUAAAAGUGUUAGUAUUGGACCAGAACAAAACCCUCAAGGUCCUUCAACCCAAUCGAUUCCUCAACCAGGAAGUCAUUUACAACAUCCACCAAACGUUCAAAGUGGUCCAAAUGGUCAGAACGGUGCAAAUCCCCCAAGUCAAUUGCAAAGUUCUCCUCAAUCUGUCAAUAAUCCUUCAAACCAGCACCUUCCUCAUAUCGGACCUCCUCAUAUGCCACCUCACCAAAUUCCACCUCAUCAUCAGAUACCAAUUCAAAAUUAUCAACCGUUUCCACUCAAUUCCCCAAACAGUCCUCACCACCAAAGUCCUCAUUUCACUCCAGUUUCUCCUUUCCCAACGAGUGCUCCAUUCCUCAACCCUCAUCACCCCCCUCAGCAACUUAACAGAGCAUCUAGAAGUUACAGUCCUAUGUCAAGAGAUUAUUUUCCUGUCAUGGAUCCUCCAACUCCUAGAAAUUCUAUUGAUCAAAGAAGAGAAUCUACUCCACAACAUCAAACUCAAGCUCAAACAACCCAAUUUGCCCAACCUCCAAGUAAUUUGACUCCACAAAGUUCUUCUAAUACCGUCCCUGGAACUAAAGACACUCAAACUCAAUCAAUUCAUUCAAAUGCUAAUACCACAAACACUACCACUUUAAACCCACCUGCUAAUAUAACUACUACACCCUCCCAAACCAAUUUAAACUCCAAUUUUGGUUUAGGAAUAAUGGAAGAUAAGGAGAGAUUGCCCUCAGUGAGUGAAUUAGAUAAGUCGAUUCAAAAUUCUAAAGAAAAGAGGAAAAUGAGUGAUGAUGGAAAUGAAGUAAAAAAAUUGAAAUUCUGA